UUAAUUAGACUAAUGUUAAACCACUCGUCUCACUAGUCCCUUCGUUAAAUGGCUUUAUGGGCAUGUAAAUAUAGAAGUUUGUGACCUGAAAUAUUAUCUUAUCACGGGUGUGGGUUUAUAAAGAGACAUCACUGUUCCCUUGCAUGUGCCUUGCUAGCUGCUACCCUUGCCCUGUGCCUGUGUUUCUCUCUCUCUCUCUCUCUCUCUGUCUAAAUUUUGCUCACAAAAGGGUCUCUCCUUCCCUUGUUGUACUAAACUUCUAGCUUCACUACUCCAUAUAUCCCUCUAACCGCCACCCACCUCUUUCUCUCGAUACUCAAAAGCAAGAUUAUUAAACCUUUUUACCCAAAACAAGAACAACCCAACAACAGUUUCUUGAUUUUCUUCUGUGUCAAACACAAAGGUCGAACAUGUCUGGACCUUCUGCUUCUGCUACUACUACUACUCUUUGGUUGGCCUCUUACACGAAACUUCAUUUCUUUACUCGUGUCAGGCGUUUCUUGCAAUCCAAAGCUGCACAGAAGAAUAAGCCAAGAACCAAAGUGAUGAUCGUUAAUAAAGAAGUACAAAUAAAAGUAACUAUGGAUGGAGAAACUGAAGAUGAUUCUUUGUUAUUACAAAGAUCAGUGAAGAAACUUCACUUUGGAAGCUGGGAAGAGAAGGAGAUGGCAGCUAAGGAAAUUGGGAAAUUAGCUAAAGAAAAAGUCAAGACAAGAAAGUUGAUGGCUGAACUCGGUGUUAUUCCGGCCUUAGUAGAGUUGGUGGCUUCGGAGGUGACUGCUCGCCGGCAAGUAGCCGUCAAGGCUUUGAUUGAGCUUGCUAAUGGAACUUACACGAACAAGGCUCUCAUGGUAGAAGCAGGAAUAUUCUCAAAACUGCCCAAGAACGAAGAUGUUUCAGAGGAUUUAAUAAUGCAUGAUUUUGCAGAAUUGAUCUUAUCAUUAUCUUCUUUGGCAAAUACCCAAUUCCAUCUUGCCUCAUCGGAAGUUUUGCCAUUUCUAGUUGGAGUUCUUGAAUCAAGCUCAAGUGUAGAGACCAAAGAGUCAUGUUUAGGCACUUUAUACAACCUCUCAGCUGUGUUCGAAAAUGCAGGACCCCUGAUCUCUAAUGGGGUAGUUCAAACUCUCCUGGGCAUAAUAUCAGUAAAAGAACUCUCAGAAAAAGCCCUUGCAACUCUAGGGCAUUUAGUUGUGACCUUAAUGGGAAAGAAAGCAAUGGAAAAUAAUUCAAUGGUGCCAGAGAACUUGAUAGGGAUAUUGACAUGGGAAGAAAAACCCAAAUGCCAAGAAUUAUCAGUUUAUAUUCUGAUGAUUCUAGCUUACCAGAGUUCAUCCCAGCGCGAAAAAAUGGCUAAAUCUAGAAUUGUCCCUGCACUUCUUGAAGUUGCACUGCUGGGAAGUCCUUUAGCUCAAAAGAGAGCCCUUAAACUUCUGCAAUGGUUCAAAGAUGAGAGGCAAGCAAGGAUGGGGCCACAUUCUGGGCCUCAAACAGGAAGGUUAGCAAUUGGUUCUCCUAUAAAUCCAAGAGAGACUCAAGAAGGAAAGAAAAUGAUGAAAAAUUUGGUGAAGCAAAGUCUGCAUAAGAAUAUGGAGAUGAUUAAAAGGAGAGCCAAUGCUUCAGGGGAGUCUUCAAAGCUCAAAUCCUUGGUUAUCAGCACAAGUUCUAAGAGCCUGCCUUAUUAAAGAUUUUAUACACAGUUGAGCAAUUUUCAAACUUUUCUUUUAGGAAUGAAUUUUUUUCAGCAAUGGCAUGCAUGUGGGUAUUUGUUGAUUACAGGGAGUGUAGUUGUUCACUUGUUCUUGUAGGAAAGAAUUGAACUCCUUGUUGAGAGCCAGAGUUGAAUGCAUUUCUUGUGCAGAAGCAGAAUAGCUAAUGACAAUUGUACAUGUUGACCAAUAAAAAAUUCUAUAAUUUCCUA
This is a messenger RNA of Hevea brasiliensis (rubber tree), 1918 nucleotides long. Its product is annotated as U-box domain-containing protein 7-like. The transcript is spliced from 2 exons. The record is from RefSeq and is a predicted model, not a curated record. NCBI's taxonomy places the organism in Eukaryota, Viridiplantae, Streptophyta, Magnoliopsida, Malpighiales, Euphorbiaceae. The coding region runs from base 411 to 1682 and encodes 423 amino acids.